Molecule: messenger RNA, 1599 nt
Organism: Hypoxylon fragiforme
Lineage: Eukaryota; Fungi; Ascomycota; Sordariomycetes; Xylariales; Hypoxylaceae
Product: GroES-like protein
Exons: 2
Coding region: 182-1390 (402 amino acids)
Molecular function (GO): oxidoreductase activity, acting on NAD(P)H
Source: RefSeq, a predicted model, not a curated record
AGCUUGGUCAAGGUGUGUGUGAUAUAACUAUAUUAUUAAUAACGGCGCAGAACCGCAAGCAGUGUCAGACCGCGAUACACUAUUUAUGGCAUAUAAGUAACGAGCAGGGACUGGAUCAUUCUUCUCUAUUUAUUAAUUUAUCAAGCCUGCGGUGUAAUACCUACCUACCUACGUAAUAGUGAUGGCGGAAACACGAAGUCGAAGUUCCCUUGGCAGCAGGAAUUCGUGGAAGGUCGUGCGCACCCUUUUGCACAAGAUAAGGACCAAGUCGGCGGCAAGUGAGAAGAAACACUCGAACGUGGUCCACGAAAUACAGAAAGAGUUCACAUCGACGACGACAGAUGAAUCCGCCAGCGUGUCGGUUACCGAAAUCACCAUGCCCCGAGUACAGAAGGCCCUCGUCAUCGCCCGCAAGGGUGAAUAUGAGAUUCGGCAUGACUUCCCCAUGCACACUGUUGGAGAGGAUGAGAUUAUGAUUCGGAGUCAUUACGUUGGUUUGAAUCCAAUCGAUUGGAAGUCGGUUGACUACAACUUCUGCUUGCCAGAGUUCCCUUGGGUAACGGGCCGAGAAAUGUCUGGAGUAGUGGCUCAAGUUGGUUCGGCGGUUAAGAAUUUUGAAGAGGGCGACUCUGUAUGGACCAGCACGUACUAUAAGGACCUUCGUGCGGGCUGCUUCCAGGAAUAUGUCGUCGUACCUUCCCACACCGUUCUCCCCAUCCCCUCGACAGUUUCGUUUGAAGCAGCCGCCUGUCUAGGUGUAGCAGCUUUGACAGCAUCAAUGACAUUAUGGAAAUGGUUAGGCGUCCCGAUCCCGCGGCAUACCCCAGAUGAAGCGGCAGAGGAAGAGUGGCUACUGGUAUGGGGUGGGUCUACGGUGACAGGGCAGUUCGCGACACAGAUUGCGAAUUUGAGUGGGAUUAAAGUCAUAACGGUCAACUCUACGGAAACGAAAUCGUUAUCAGAACGCUUGGGCGCAUCCCAUGUGGUCGUACGGGACGGCAAAGGGGACGAUGAGUUGGUGGACGAGAUUCGACAGGUCACAGGGGAUAGAGUCACGCGAGCCAUCGAUUUGGUAGGACCGAAAACGGCAGCAUUGGCAUUGAAGGCAGUAUCGCAGGCUAAGCCCGUCGCUUUCGCACCAUUGGCCAUGAUGUCAAAUUCACAGGUAGUUCCGGAGAACGUCGAGGUACACACGGUGGAAAUGAAGCAAUUCGUACUCGACAAAAGCAACGUUCGGUUUACAGAAGAGCUUGGGAAGCUUUUGGAAAGUGACAAGAUCGCUUUACCUGAGUUACAUUUGCUUGAUGGGGGUUUACACUCAGUUCAGGAAGGUCUGGAACUGCUGAAGAAGGGAAACUUGAAGGGGAAAAAAUUGGUCGUACGGAUGUAGUACGCAGACACAGACGCAGAAUGAGUGUGCAUAUAUAUGCUACCUUGGUAGGGAGGCAGGCAGGCAGUGGACUGUAUAAGACAUAUAGACAAGCGUGUUAGAAACCUAGAGUUGGUGGAAGCAUAUCCCACGCUUCAUCCCUUGUAUUCUCACGUACAGUAAAAGUUACAUGAUUACCUAUUAACUACUCAUCACCUCUAUCGGGGCCU